AUGAGCAGAGCGGGCGGUGUUCCCAAUGUCUGGGACGACGACGACUGGGAAGCUCUGGCUGACCGGAUCGACCGCAAGGACACCAAGGAGCCGCAGGCCGUUGCGCAGCCCAACUUGACCAGACAAGAGCGGAUGCAGCAGCACGCCGAGGCGAACCGCAAACUAUGGGAAUCAGCCGAUUCUACAGAGACGUUCCACUAUAUUGAAGCCAGCGGCGGCGGCGUCCCUCUCACCACUUCCUUCAAGCCCCAGGUCAAGGUCCUCAGCCGGAAGCCCGUCAUCGCCAAGAAGGACCCCGUCACGGGCCUGGCUCAGAUGUCCCUCGACGACGACGACGCUCGGCCACAGCAGGUGCAGAUGACGCCCGAGGAAAUCCGCGCAAAGCAGAAGCGCGACCGCGAGGAGAAGCAGCGGCGCUAUGACGAAGCCCGAGCCAAGAUCUUUGGCGAGUCCGCCUCUUCAUCGCGCGGAUCGUCGCCGGGCACAGGCACCGUCACACCUCCUAGGACCGAAGGGCGAGGGUCGUACCGUGGUCGUGGCAGGGGACGCGGC
This is a messenger RNA of Trichoderma virens Gv29-8, 552 nucleotides long. RefSeq lists its product as uncharacterized. Lineage: Eukaryota; Fungi; Ascomycota; Sordariomycetes; Hypocreales; Hypocreaceae. The transcript has 2 exons. The record is from RefSeq and is a predicted model, not a curated record. The annotation marks the transcript as partial.